GGAGAAUACCAAACUCACACCAAUACCAAAUACAUAAUUUGCAUCGUCGAAAAAGGAAAGAGUAAUAAUAAUGUUGAAAUCUCAAGGGUUUGGGUCUUCGACACGGGUGGCUCCGGCGACUCUCUGCCAUCUGCAGAGGCCGUUGGGUCACAGCAUCAACGGCGGUGCAUUGGUUGCUUACCGGAAUAACAAUAAUCUCGAGAAGCAGCUGAAGGGGAUUAAGAUAAAGAAGAAUGGAGGGCUGAGAUUGGUGUCCGGUGGUGGAAUAAUCAAAGCAGCUUUAGCCACAGCCACGGAACCCACAACCACUGUCAUCACAAAAGUGAUUGUGAAGAAGAUCACUGGAGAAAUCACUUCCUCCAAAAUUUUAAAAGAAAACCAAGCCCCUCAAAAGUUGCUCCAGCUUGGGUUCGCCAGCAUCCUACUCGAUCCUAGAACGGGAUCAGAGAAGCCCCCGAUCACAGUUCAAGCAAAACUAACAAGUGAAGAUAUGGUGGAAGAAAUUUACGAGACGAGUUUGGAAGUACCAACAGAUUUCGGGGAGAUUGGGGCUGUCAUUAUCGAGAACCACAAUGAAAAUGAGAUGUUCAUCAAAGAGGUUGAUCUCAGUGGCCUUAGUUCUGGUCCACUCACCAUCUCUUGCAACUCGUGGGUUCAACCCAAGACUUUGGUUCCGACACAGUGUAGGGUCUUCUUCACCAACAAGUCAUAUUUGCCAUCGCAGACCCCUGCUGGGCUUAAAUCCAUGAGGGAAACAGAGCUAGUGAAUUUGCGAGGGAAUGGCACUGGAGAGCGUCAGAGUUACGAUAGAAUAUAUGAUUAUGAUGUGUAUAAUGACCUCGGAAAUCCUGACAUGAGCGAAGAUCUCAAAAGACCUAUUCUCGGUGGCCUUGAUCACCCUUAUCCUAGACGUUGUAGAACCGGUCGUCCACCUACUCAAACAGAUCCACAGUCAGAGCAAAGGGCAACAGGAAGCAUAUACGUCCCCCGGGACGAGACAUUCUCUGAUAUAAAGCAGAAAGUGUUCAAUGCAAGUACUAUGUUGUCUGUGUUACGAACCAUUAUACCCAGACUCCAAGUACAUUUCGAUCAAAAUGCUGGAUUCCUCAACUUCAAGGCAGUAGAUGCACUCUAUGAUGUUGAUGGCUUCAACUUGCCCCCUCUUGAAUCCACCACCUCUCUUAAAGAACUUUUACCUUGGAUUUUCAAACUUAUCUCUGAGACUGGAGAGUUUCUCUUCCGCUUCCAAUCUCCUGAACCUAUGGACAGGGACAAGUUCUUUUGGUUGAGAGAUGAAGAAUUUGCAAGGCAGACUCUUGCUGGUCUUAACCCAUGUAGCAUUCAGUUGGUCAAGGAGUGGCCGUUAAGUAGCCAACUUGACCCUGAAGUCUAUGGUCCUCCCGAGUCUGCAUUCAACACCCAAAUGAUUGAUCAAGAAAUUGGCUCUAUGACAGUUCAAGAGGCAAUCCAAAAGAAAAAGUUAUUUAUAUUGGAUUAUCACGACAUGUUGUUGCCGUAUGUGCAAAAAGUGAGAGCACUAAAGGGAACAACCCUUUAUGGAUCUAGAACAUUAUUUUUUCUAAACGAGGAUGAAACACUUAGGCCACUAGCUAUUGAGCUAACACGACCACCCAUGGAUGGAAAGCCUCAAUGGAAAAGAGUUUAUGGACCUAGCGAGAAAGCCACUAGCCUCUGGCUUUGGAGAUUUGCCAAAGCUCAUGUUCUUGCCCAUGACGCUGGUUAUCACCAACUUGUCAGUCAUUGGUUGAGGACUCAUUGUGCUGUGGAGCCUUACGUUAUAGCCACAAACAGACAAUUGAGUGCAAUGCACCCUAUCUAUAGACUUUUACAUCCUCAUUUUAGGUACACUAUGGAGAUCAAUGCAUCUGCUCGAACCAAUCUGAUCAAUGCAGGUGGAACAAUCGAGAGUACAUUUUCACCUCUUAAAUAUUCCAUGGAGUUGAGUUCUACAGCUUAUGAUCUUCAAUGGCAGUUUGACCUGCAAGCCUUACCAGCUGACCUAAUUCAUAGAGGAUUGGCUGAGGAAGAUCCAACUUCUUCACAUGGUUUGAAACUGCACAUCAAAGAUUAUCCUUUUGCUAAUGACGGGUUGAUCUUGUGGGAUGCUCUAAAACAAUGGGUGACAGAGUAUGUGAAUCAUUAUUAUCCAGACCCAUACCUUGUAAUAUCUGACACAGAGCUACAAGCAUGGUGGACUGAGAUAAGAACAGUAGGACAUGCAGACAAACAAGAAGAGCCAUGGUGGCCAGUUCUCAACACUCCUCAAGAUCUAAUAGAUAUAGUGACAAACAUUGCUUGGGUAGCAUCAGCGCACCAUGCAGCCGUGAAUUUUGGGCAAUACGCAUAUGCAGGCUAUUUCCCAAAUAGGCCAAGUAUAACAAGAACCAACAUGCCCACAGAAGAUUAUAAUCCUGCACUUUGGAAAAGCUUCUUGGAAAAGCCAGAGGAGUUACUUUUAAAUGCCUUCCCUUCGCAAUAUCAAGCAACACAGGUAAUGUUGGUGUUGAAUGUGCUUUCAAGUCACUCUCCAGAUGAAGAGUAUCUUGGGAAGAAUAUGGAACCAUCGUGGAACGAUAAUCAUGUAAUAAAGGCAGCGUUUGAAAAGUUUAGUGCGAAGAUGAAAGAAUUGGAGUUGAUAAUUGAUCAUAGGAAUUCCGAUUCCAACUUAAAGAAUAGAACUGGAGCUGGGGUUACUCCCUAUGAACUUUUGAAGCCAGUUUCAGGGCCUGGAGUGACUGGAAAGGGAGUUCCAUACAGUAUUUCUAUUUAAUCAUGAGGGAGGUAGAAAUUAAGUACGGUGAGCUUUGAAAUAAUAACAUUUAUAUAUACAUAUAUGUAUCAGAUAUUAGUCUGUGAUGUAUUCUAUCAAAGUUCAUAAUAAAUGCUUUGUUGUAGUUUUAAGAAACCAAA
Benincasa hispida (wax gourd) is the source of this 2931-nucleotide messenger RNA. RefSeq names its product linoleate 13S-lipoxygenase 2-1, chloroplastic-like. NCBI's taxonomy places the organism in Eukaryota, Viridiplantae, Streptophyta, Magnoliopsida, Cucurbitales, Cucurbitaceae. Gene Ontology annotation, molecular function: metal ion binding; oxidoreductase activity, acting on single donors with incorporation of molecular oxygen, incorporation of two atoms of oxygen; protein binding. Gene Ontology annotation, biological process: lipid oxidation. The record is from RefSeq and is a predicted model, not a curated record.